This is a messenger RNA of Dicentrarchus labrax (European seabass), 1625 nucleotides long. It is a transcript of the gene eipr1, whose product is annotated as EARP complex and GARP complex interacting protein 1. Bases 158 to 1321 code for a protein of 387 amino acids. Gene Ontology annotation, biological process: protein ubiquitination. Gene Ontology annotation, molecular function: protein binding. The record is from RefSeq and is a predicted model, not a curated record. NCBI's taxonomy places the organism in Eukaryota, Metazoa, Chordata, Actinopteri, Moronidae. The transcript is spliced from 9 exons.
UUAUCAGUUUUUAAAUCGCGGAAGUGCAACUACUGUGUUGUGUUUUGUGCAGUACGUAGCACAGUUAGUGUAUUAGUAGUUUUAAAGUGUUUUCAUGGUGAGACACCGUUUUUUAACAAAUAUUAGAAAAGCGCUAACUCUGGCAACACACUGAAAAAUGGAGGACGACGCUCCUGUCAUUUAUGGUCUCGAAUUUCAGGCACGAGCACUUACUGCCCAGACAGCUGAAACUGAUGCCAUCCGUUUCCUUGUAGGCACACAGUCACUGAAAUUUGACAACCAGAUCCACAUCAUUGACUUUGAUGAUGAGAAUAACAUCAUUAAUAAGAAUGUCCUUCUGCACCAAGCUGGGGAGAUAUGGCACAUUGGCGCCAGUCCUGCAGAUAAGGCUGUGCUUACCACCUGCUAUAACAAAACCAGCGACAGCAGGGUGGUGUCCUGUGCGGCAGUAUGGCGGAUGCCCUCAGAUUGGGAGACAGGAAGUCAUGAGUCACCUGAUGACUCCGCCCACAACCCCCAAACCCUGGAGUUGCUCUGUCACCUAGACGACAGCGCCCACAGCAAUGCUGCCUGCGUGCUGUGGGAGCCUAUGGGGGAUGGCAAGCGUGUGAUUUCAUUGGCUGAUAACCACGCACUACUCUGGGACCUGCAGGAGAGCUCCACACAGGCCACAGUCUCCAGCACUGCCACCCUGGAGGGCAAAGGUCAGCUGAAGUUCACCUCGGGCAAGUGGAGCCCCCACCACAAUUGCAGCCAGCUCGCCACAGCGAAUGACACGGCCAUACGAGGCUGGGACCUUCGUACCAUGAGUCAGAUCUACUGUAUAGAGAAUGCCCAUGGCCAGCUGGUGCGUGACCUGGACUUCAACCCCAAUCGCCAGUACUACCUGGCCAGCUGCGGAGACGACUGCAAGGUCAAGUUCUGGGACGUCCGCAACGUCCAGGAGCCAGUCAAGUCCCUGGAGGAGCACUCGCACUGGGUGUGGAGUGUCCGCUACAACCACAGCCACGACCAGCUGGUGUUAACAGCCAGCAGCGACAGCCGACUCAUACUCUCCAAUAUGGUGUCCAUCUCCUCAGAGCCAUUCGGUCACUUGGUGGAUGAUGAGGAGCUCAGCGAGGGGGAGGACAACCACCAGGAGGACAAGAGUAAGGAGCCCCUAAAGGACAGCGUGGUGUCCACCUAUGAGGAACACGAAGACAGUGUGUAUGCGGCGGAGUGGUCGUCAGCCGACCCCUGGCUCUUCGCCUCACUCAGCUACGACGGACGCCUCGUCAUCAACAGGGUCCCCCGCGCCCUCAAAUACCGCAUCCUGCUCUGAGAGGGUGGGGAGGGACAGGUGAUCUGAAUGUGUGUGAGUGUCUGUGUGUGAGUUUGUGUACAGUAUAAGUGCGAAAAGGAAAGAUAGUAACACAUCUGUACACAUCCUUUGCUACAAAAAGCUGCUCAUAGACAUUCCCAUUAUAAGUUGGUGUGCUGUGCAGGACACUGCAAACAGCAUGUGAAGGCAGCAAUGGUAAAGACUGUGUGUGAUGUAAAUAUACUGUAGUUCAUAUGUUCCACUGUAAACAAUAUAAAAUGUACUGGCUAUCAAAAUUAAACUAAAAACAUGACUCCUGCAUAAA